Molecule: messenger RNA, 1725 nt
Organism: Phodopus roborovskii (desert hamster)
Lineage: Eukaryota; Metazoa; Chordata; Mammalia; Rodentia; Cricetidae
Gene: Bmp7
Product: bone morphogenetic protein 7
Exons: 7
Coding region: 364-1656 (430 amino acids)
Biological process (GO): SMAD protein signal transduction
Cellular component (GO): extracellular region
Molecular function (GO): cytokine activity; growth factor activity
Source: RefSeq, a predicted model, not a curated record
GCUCGCCCGGCGCCCAUCCGCCUCCCCGGCACAAGCUCUCCGGACUCGAAGGUCUGCAGGCUGCUGCUCCUCCCACCCCGGCCCGCCUCCUCGCUCUUUCGCUAGCUCUCCGGAGCUGCCGUGUUAGCACUGCGGUGCGUCCCGGCGAGUGCGGGCCGAGGGGCCCCGCGCCAGGGCUGAGCAGAGGACUGGGGCGUCCGGGGCAGAGCGCAGCCGGCCGGGGAGUGGCCAUGUGUGGCAAGGCCGCGGCGAAGCUCGUCUGCAGCAAGUGACCUCGAGUCGUGGACCGCUGCCCUGCCCCCUCUGCUGCCACCUGGGGCAGCGCGGGCCCCGGUGCCCCGGAUCGCGCGUAGAGCCGGCGCGAUGCACGUGCGCUCGCUGCGCGCUGCGGCGCCACACAGCUUCGUGGCUCUCUGGGCGCCUCUGUUCUUACUGCGCUCCGCCCUAGCCGACUUCAGCCUGGACAACGAGGUACACUCGAGCUUCAUCCACCGGCGCCUCCGCAGCCAGGAGCGGCGGGAGAUGCAGCGGGAGAUCCUGUCCAUCUUGGGCUUGCCCCAUCGCCCGCGCCCGCACCUCCAGGGAAAGCAUAACUCGGCGCCCAUGUUCAUGUUGGACCUGUACAACGCCAUGGCGGUGGAGGAGAGUGGGCCCGACGGCCAGGGCUUCUCCUACCCCUACAAGGCCGUCUUCAGUACCCAGGGUCCCCCUUUAGCCAGCCUGCAGGACAGCCACUUCCUCACCGACGCCGACAUGGUCAUGAGCUUCGUCAACCUCGUGGAACACGACAAGGAAUUCUUCCAGCCCCGCUACCACCACCGGGAGUUCCGGUUUGAUCUGUCCAAGAUCCCCGAGGGGGAAGCCGUGACUGCAGCUGAAUUCCGCAUCUAUAAGGACUACAUCCGGGAGCGAUUUGACAACGAGACCUUCCAGAUCAGGGUCUACCAGGUGCUCCAGGAGCACUCAGGCAGGGAGUCGGAUCUCUUCUUGCUGGACAGUCGUACCCUUUGGGCUUCUGAGGAGGGCUGGCUAGUGUUUGACAUCACAGCCACCAGCAACCACUGGGUCAUUAACCCUCGGCACAACCUGGGUCUGCAGCUCUCCGUGGAGACCCUGGAUGGACAGAGCAUCAACCCCAAGUUGGCGGGCCUGAUUGGGCGGCAUGGACCCCAGAACAAGCAACCCUUCAUGGUGGCCUUCUUCAAGGCCACAGAAGUCCAUCUACGUAGCAUCCGGUCCACGGGGGGCAAGCAGCGCAGCCAGAACCGCUCCAAGACACCCAAGAACCAAGAGGCACUGAGGAUGGCCAGUGUGGCAGAAAACAGCAGUGGUGACCAGAGGCAAGCCUGCAAGAAACACGAGCUGUAUGUCAGCUUCCGAGACCUCGGCUGGCAGGACUGGAUUAUUGCACCUGAAGGCUAUGCUGCUUACUACUGUGAAGGGGAGUGUGCCUUCCCUCUGAACUCCUACAUGAAUGCCACUAACCAUGCCAUCGUCCAGACACUGGUUCACUUCAUCAACCCGGACACGGUACCCAAGCCUUGCUGUGCACCCACACAGCUCAAUGCCAUAUCUGUCCUCUACUUCGACGACAGCUCCAAUGUCAUCCUGAAGAAGUACAGAAACAUGGUGGUCCGGGCCUGUGGCUGCCACUAGCCUCUUCGGAGAGCCGGACCCUUUGGGCCACAUUGUUCCAGAUCUGUGGUGUCUCACCAUCUAGUCUCU